Messenger RNA from Durio zibethinus, 3831 nucleotides. The record is from RefSeq and is a predicted model, not a curated record. Lineage: Eukaryota; Viridiplantae; Streptophyta; Magnoliopsida; Malvales; Malvaceae.
UCUUGUUGAUGAACCAAGCACUCUCAAAUCAAGUACAAACUAAUCUCAGUUCAGAACUUUUCUGGCUUGAUGAUGAAGCAAUCAAGCAAGCAUUUGGAACUUUCUAGCUCUCUUUUCUUUGUUUACCUUGCCUUUAUUCUCCUAGCAUUCUUUAACCUGCAAGGUCCUAAGUUGCUUGGUUCAGCAAUCCCUGUGGUUAACGGAAAUGAGACAGAUCGACGAGCUUUAUUCGAGUUCAAGGCCAAGAUAAUUGAUGAUCAUUUCGGGGUUAUGCGCUCGUGGAACAAUAGUAACCACUUCUGCCAGUGGUAUGGUGUUGCAUGCGGUCGCAGACAUCAGAGAGUCACCAUGUUGGACUUGGGAUCCCUAAAGCUCGUGGGUUCUAUAUCACCAUUUAUUGGAAAUUUGAGCUUUCUUAGGCUGUUAAACCUUGAAAAUAACAGUUUCAACCAAGCAAUUCCUCAAGAAAUUGGCCGUUUGCAAAGAUUGCGUGAAUUAAUACUGCAAAACAACACCCUAAGUGGUGAAAUUCCUUCCAAUUUGUCUAGAUGUUCUCGGCUUGCAUCAGUUAAUUUUCGAGGCAACCUGCUAACUGGAGAAAUACCAGGUGCGCUUAGUAAGUUGUCAAAACUAACAUGGUUUAGUUUUAAAAGAAAUAAUUUAAGAGGGAGUAUCCCGACUUCCAUGGGGAACUUAUCCUCUCUGGUGUACAUGAAUCUGGGUGGAAAUAUAUUGAGCGGUGUUAUACCUGAAGCUCUUGGCAAACUGACAAAACUUGAAGUUUUCUUUGCGGCGGAUAAUAGAAUUUCUGGGGUUAUCCCUGCCUCAAUUUUCAAUCUCUCUAGUAUUAGAGUUCUUCAUAUGAACUUAAACCGGAUACAAGGUAGUCUUCCAUCGGACUUGGGAAUCAGUAUGCCACAUAUUGAAAUCCUUUCUGUCGCAUUUAAUCAACUGGUUGGACCAUUCCCUGUUUCAAUAUCCAAUGCCUCAAACCUCGUACAGCUUUUUGUUGCGGAAAACAAACUUAGUGGAAACUUGCCUUCAUUUGAAAAGCUCGAUAAACUAUCACGAAUUGUAAUCAGUAACAACCUUCUUGGAAGUACGAUAGCAACUGAUCUGAACUUUCUCUGCACUUUAACCAAUGCUUCCAGACUAGAGCUGCUAUGGAUAAACGAAAACAACUUUGGAGGGGAAUUACCAGAGUGCGUAAGCAAUUUAUCUCACAAUCUGCUAUCUUUAAACGUGCAACUGAAUAAACUAUUGGGAAGAAUUCCAGCUGGGAUUGGAAAUCUCAUCAACUUGGAGCUACUAGCGGCAUCAGAAAAUCAAUUAUCAGGUUCUAUUCCCCCUGGCAUCGGGAGGCUUCAAAAGCUAGGGGUAUUUUAUGCAUCUCGAAAUUCACUCUCGGGGGUUCUUCCCCCUUCUUUUGGAAACUUGACAAUGUUAACAAAACUUGCUCUGAGUGGUAACAAUCUUCAGGGCAACAUUCCUUCAAGUCUAGGUAAGUGUGAGAAUUUGAUUGAAUUAUACCUUUAUAAUAACAACCUUAGUGGUUCCAUACCCCCUGAAGUAAUUGGUCUCUCAUCCUUGUCCCUUACCCUAGAUUUGUCUUCAAACUAUUUAACUGGUGUGCUUCCUGUUGAAGUAGAAAAUCUGAAAAAUCUAGGUGAAUUGCGUGUUUCUCAAAAUAGCUUAUCAGGUGUGCUUCCAACAAAUCUUGGUAGCUGUGUAAAACUGGAGAGACUGUUCUUGGAUGGCAAUAUGUUCCAAGGGCCCAUUCCUUCAUCUUUGAGUUCAUUGAAAGGUCUUAUAGAAUUAGAUAUAUCUAGCAAUAAUCUGUCGGGUGAAAUUCCAAAAUUUCUUGUGAGCUUUGGGUCAUUACUAUAUUUAAAUAUUUCUUUCAAUAAUUUUGAGGGUAUGAUACCAAUUAAAGGAGUCUUUAAGAAUGCAAGUGCUAUAUUCGUUGAGGGAAACAGUAAGCUUUGUGGAGGCACCCCUGAGUUACGGUUGCCCAGAUGUAACUCCAAAACAUCCAUCAAGAGAUCAACCGAUACUCUAAAAUUGAAAUUUGCGAUUCUUUUUUCAAUUUUUGGAGUGAUUUUGGUAGUCUCUUGUCCCUUUAUUUUGUGGUUUAGAAGGAAAAGAGAGCAGCCAAAGGCAACUUGUGCAGAAAAUCCACUUUCAAUGUUAUCAAUGUCAUACCAAAGCAUUUUAAAGGCAACUGGUGGAUUAUCGCCGGCAACUUUGGUUGGUUUUGGUAGCUUUGGUUCGGUAUACAAAGGAAUUUUGGAAGAGAGUGGAGUAGUUAUUGCCGUUAAGGUGCUUAAUCUUCUAAGUCAUGGAGCUUCCAGGAGUUUCAUGGCUGAAUGUGAGGCUUUGAAGAACAUCAGGCAUCGCAAUCUUGUCAAAGUAUUAACAGCAAUUUCAGGGGCCGAUUAUCAAGGGAAUGAUUUUAAAGCAUUGGUUUAUGAGUUCAUGCAAAAUGGGAGCUUGGAAGAUUGGCUCCAUCCUUCUGUUGGGAUGAAUGAGGUACAGGAGGCACCAAAAAGCUUAAAAUUUUUUCAGAGAUUGAAUGUGGCAGUUGAUGUUGGUUGUGCAUUGGAGUAUCUUCAUCAUCAUUGCGAAACACCUAUCGUUCACUGUGACCUCAAACCAAGCAAUGUUCUACUUGAUGAUGAAAUGGUUGGCCAUGUUGGUGAUUUUGGACUAGCAAAAUUCAUUGCAUCAGACACGCAAAAUAACACUUCAAGCCUGUCAAGCUCCCUUGGGUUAAGAGGAACAGUUGGUUACGCUCCUCCAGAAUAUGGCUUGGGAAGUGAUGUGACAACAUAUGGUGAUGUGUACAGCUAUGGCAUUCUUUUGCUGGAGAUGUUUACAGGGAAAAGACCCACCGGUGAAAUGUUUACAGAGAAUCUGAACCUCCAUAACUUUGUUAAAACAGCUUUGCCAGAUCGAGUAGCUGAGAUUACAGAUCCCAUUCUUCUUCAAGAAAGUUUCAAUGAGAGCAGCCAAAACGAUAACAGACUUCUUUGGAGCAUGAAUUCUAUAUUCGAAAUUGGAGUUGCCUGUUCUUUUGAAUUGCCAACUGAACAAAUGAACAUGGCUAAUGUUGUUGCUAAGCUUUGUUUUAUAAGAGACAAUCUGCUUCCAACUCGAUCAUUAAGAAGAAGAGCUGCAGAAUAUGGCUUGGGAAGUAAUGUGACAACAUAUGGUGAUGUGGACAGCUAUGGCAUUCUUUUGCUAGAGAUGUUUACAGGGAAAAGACCCACUGAUGAAAUGUUUAAAGAGAAUCAGAACCUUCAUAACUUUGUUAAAACAGCUUUGCCAGAUCGAGUAGCUGAGAUUACAGAUCCCAUUCUUCUUCAAGAAAGUUUCAACGAGAGCAGCCAAAACAAAAACAGACUUCUUUGGAGCUUGAAUUCUACAUUUGAAAUUGGAGUUGCCUGUUCUUUUGAAUUGUCAAUUGAACGAAUGAACAUGGCUAAUGUUGUUGCUAAGCUUUGUUUUAUAAGAGACAAUCUGCUUCCAACUCGAUCAUUAAGAACAAGAAGUACUGAUAUUAUUUUAUCUGAAAGAUUGAAUGUGGCAGUUGAUGUGGGUUGUGCAUUGGAGUCUCUUCGUCAUCAUUGCGAAACACCAAUCGUUCAAAGUGACCUCAAACGGAGCAAUGUUCUACUUGAUGAUGUAAUGGUUGUCCAUGUUGGUGAUUUUGGACUAGCAAAAUUCAAUGCAUCAGACACGCAAAAUAACCCUUCAAGCCUGUCAAGCUCCCUUGGGUUAAGAGGAACAAUUGGUUAUGCUCCUCAGAAUAUGGCUUGGGAAGUAAUGUGA